AACGUAAAAACUGUAGAAUAAUGACAUUUGGAUUGGAGAGCAUGGGAUUGGCUGGAUGGAUUUUUGUGAUACUUAUUUUGCUAGUAUGUUGCUCGGCAUUCAUCAUGUGUUGCUUCGAGAGGGAAGAUGAUUUCAUGACAUCCUCUCAUAUCAGGAAUCUCCAAAAGCCCUACGACCCGCGGGCCGACGGAGUCGUCGACAUGGGACCGAUGCUAUUUUUGAAUCACUUCUAUAAUAGCGCGUACAGCGGUCACCACGCAACAUAUGACUUGUCCGGAGGGAUUGGUAUCGGAGAUGCUGGAGAUUUUGGGCAUUACGGCGAUAGCUGUGGCGAUUACGGCGGUGGCGACUGAAUUUAAUUAUUACGUAAUGAACCAAUUUUUAAUCCACACAACACCACGGAAUCUAAACGGUACAAAACACAUUAAAAAAAUUAAUCAAAGAACUGACUAUUACGUAC
Fopius arisanus is the source of this 460-nucleotide messenger RNA. RefSeq lists its product as uncharacterized. Lineage: Eukaryota; Metazoa; Arthropoda; Insecta; Hymenoptera; Braconidae. The transcript is spliced from 2 exons. Bases 21 to 353 code for a protein of 110 amino acids. The record is from RefSeq and is a predicted model, not a curated record.